Messenger RNA from Dichomitus squalens LYAD-421 SS1, 1591 nucleotides. RefSeq lists its product as uncharacterized. The transcript is spliced from 4 exons. The record is from RefSeq and is a predicted model, not a curated record. NCBI's taxonomy places the organism in Eukaryota, Fungi, Basidiomycota, Agaricomycetes, Polyporales, Polyporaceae. The coding region runs from base 411 to 1175 and encodes 254 amino acids.
ACCUUCUGCUCCUACCUACCCGGAUGGAUGUCCUACCGACCGAGCUCAUCGACGCUGUCCUGGAACUUAUCUAUUACGAGAGGGGCGUGCCGGAUAACAUCACUCUCCGUGCAUGUGCACUGUUAUCCCGUUCGUGGCGCGAGCCCGCACAGCGACUGCUCUUCCGACAUGUCACCAUACGCGGCAUGCAUAGCGGACGGGAACACAAGUCGUUCCUUGGGGCCACAGAUCCGGCAACGGAGCAUGGGCGAACGCUAGCGGAACAUGUACGCAUACUAGAGCUAUUUGUCGGGGACAAAGCCGGCCUCGACCUGGACGACGAAGACCUCGCGGACAUCCUCAGCCAUACACCUAGGCUGUACGAGCUUGUCUUACGGGCGACAGGGAUACACCAGCUCGGAAUGGGGACGAUGGAUAAGCUUCGAGCCCUCGCCAGCCCCCGGAUGACCUCUGUUGACCAUGACCCUCCCCGCCCGCCUUUACGCAUCCGAGCACUCAGCCUGCUCUCCUGCGGAAUCCAGAGCCCGAUCCUCUACCAGCUCCUCUCCAUCUGGCCCGGCAUCGAGUUCCUUUUCAUAGGCGUCGAGAUCGCCGCGCCCCCGCCCAAGUGGCCCGCAACCUUCGAGCUGUACCAGCUUACGCUCAUGCGCACGCCGCGCCUCUACAUCCUCUCCUGGCUCCUCUCCGCGAGCAAGCACAGCUUGCGGAUCGUUUCCUUCCGUGACGCCCCCGGGCGCGAGCUCGACCCGCUCCUCGACGAGGUCGGCCCGCGGCUGCGGUCGCUCCGGCUGAUGAACUACAGCUUGCGCGCGACCAAGGUCCUCGAGCGGUGCCCGAACCUCGAAGAGUUUGUGCUGGUGCAGCUCUCGACGCUUUUUGGGUUGGAGAACUUGCCAAAGACGCUGGAGCAUCUGAGCUGCAGGAACUUGCCGUCGGAGCCGCAGAGCCUGAGUUCGGUGAUUCGCGCGGUGGGCUCGUUGCCGCAGUUAAAGGUGGUGACGUGCGAUCGGAUGGCGAGGUCGGAUGAGCGGUUCGAGGAGCUGGAAAGGUUGUGUGGGGAGAAGGGGGUGGAGUUGUUCGUGGAUGAGACGCCGUUUUGGGUGAGGGACGACCCUGUGCGGGUCAAUCGCUUCCCCAAGAGGAAGUCGGUGGCCAACUUCGCCCACAUGAACUGAAUAGGAGCUGGGAGACGGCAUUGUUUGUAGAAUGUGUUGCGUGCAGGGACCAGAGCGAGUGAACAAGGAAUGCCGGGUUGGGCGGGAGAUCUUCACGACGAUAUAUGGAGCAUAGCAGUGUACAACAGAUUGUGUGCAAUGAUACACUCAACGACGUUUCGCCAUUUGCAUAGUCAGGUUGUCAAUGUACAUCUGCAAAGUCUCGUUGCCUGAUGCGAGCUUGUCAACGUCCGCCUGAACGCUCUUCGCCUUGGAAAUCAUGGCGCGCAGGUCUUCCUGAGCAGCAACAAUCUCCUUGAUCAACUUCUCCUUCUUUAUCGCGGUAGUAACGAUAUCUUCAGAAGAAGGAGCAGGCACACCCCAUGCAGGGGUCGUAUCCUCAAAACCAGCGAAGGACAUAGCAGGUCGUCAAGGUC